AUGAGCUUGAAGACUCCCAUCGACGUUGGGGACGCAGGAAGUAAAGAUUCUGGUGAACAGACACUUGAACUUACGAUUGAGUCUUCGGCGUUCUCAGAUUCCAACAGCGAUGACGAUCAGGACAUAGAGGAGACGCGAAAGUCUACGGCCGAUACGAACUCCAACCUAGGGCUGGACAGCUCUUCCGACGUCACAGCUAAGCCGCUCGAGGACGCUCCUCACUCGAAAGACGAGAGAUACGAGGAUCUGUUGCCUCCAACUAGCCCCAAAAGUCCCGGGAGCCGCAGCUCAGAGCCCGCGAACGAAACCAAGGAGAAAAUAAAGCGUGAUUCCUUUCUAAAAAGAUUUACAGUGUUCGCUGGGGUUCCGGGACAAACAGCAGUCAGCUCUCAGCGAUCCAGUCUGUAUUCGCUUACUGGUUUUGGAGACUUUCGGCGUUUUUCGUUGGCUAGUUCUGUCAGUUCUCAGGCUACUGAGAAGAGUGAUGCGACUCAUAGGUCCUCUGGUUCUCAUGGCAAGCUUUCGAAGUACAUCAGUUCGUUUAGUGGAGACACUGCCUUUCCCAACCUCGACUUCGCAGAAGCCGUAUCUGGCCCCAGUCAAUCCUUGAAAGAGGGUAAAACAGAGGACGAGCAGGCGAUUUCCUUCCAAAAGAAGCUGAAGCACAUCCGCGAAAUCACCGGAACCCAGGUCGAUCUCCGCGCCGAAGAAGACUCCGACUCCCCACAGCGACCCAACGACCCCAGAAUGUGGCACACGAAGAAUCUAAGAUGCGCCUCCUGCAUGGGAGCCUGCGCGGUUUGCCAUGCUGCGUGCUGCAUGUACGAGGCUGGCUGUCGCGCGAAGAAGGAUCCUGAAACAUGCGCUUUCAAAGCUGCCCAGGCUGAGAGGAUCGUUUCGAAUAUUGAGGCAUUGGGGUCGCAUGUUCGGGAUAAUACGACCUUCAUUAUGUGUACUUUGGGUGGGGGUUGCGGGCGAUAUGUCUGCCCAGAGUGCUGUGGGAUUUGUCUUAAUGUGGCUUGUCGGGAUGUUCAGUGCAAGGAAUGUAAACCCGAUCCCUGGGGUCCUUGCGACUGGCAUGAUGAAGGCAUCACAUUGCUGUAAUGUAAUAUGUCGGGCCGCUUAAUGAUAAACCAAAGAGAAAUGGAAGAAGAAGGCAAUUGUACUAGUACUGGAGACGAGUGAGGGCUACCGAAAUAGCAUAUAUACCUGCCUAUAAAGCGGAC
Molecule: messenger RNA, 1226 nt
Organism: Aspergillus glaucus CBS 516.65
Lineage: Eukaryota; Fungi; Ascomycota; Eurotiomycetes; Eurotiales; Aspergillaceae
Exons: 6
Coding region: 1-1104 (367 amino acids)
Source: RefSeq, a predicted model, not a curated record